AUGUCUCACUUUGAGAUCUUUCUGAACUCGCUGUCCACUCCAGGCAAACUACGUCCUAGACUGAUAUCCCCCGAUGGUUCCAGUGUUCCUGUUGACCUGGUAACCGAGGGUUCUGACGAAGUCCGGGUGCAGUACAUACCCAGAGAAGUUGGUCGUAGCCCAGUGGUAACCGAGGGUUCUGACGAAGUCCGGGUGCAGUACAUACCCAGAGAAGUUGGGGAUCACACGGUGUGUGUAAAAUGUGGCGCGGUUGAGGCGGGAGGCAGCCCAUUCACGGCCAAGGCAUACGAUGCUCGCGCUAUCAUCGUCUCCGCUCUACAUGACGGAUACGUCAAUCGACCAAUCAGAUUCACAAUUGACGUACGAAAGGCAGGGGAAGGUCAGUUACAGAUAAUGGUUAACAGCGGAAACCUUCCUAACGAAGUGGAGCUGCCCGAAACUGGCGUCUAUGAAAUCAGUUUUAUUCCUGUGGAGCCGGGACGUCACAAAGUUGAAAUCAGCUUCAAUGACGAGAACCUACCAUACUCUCCAAUGACCUGCAAUGUGAUCAACCCGUUGGCCGAGGUUGUCGAGCUGCGAACGCUGCAGCAGGUGGAGCAGGAGACCGAGUUCCUCAUCAAAAUUAGGGUCGCGUACAAGAUGGAUUUGGCCGUUGACUGCAUCAUCAUGUGUAAGUCUUAACAACAGGUUUGACAGGUGUUGUCAAAGGUGAAACAUGUCGUCAUGUGUAAGUCUUAACGACAGGUAUUGUCAGAGGUGAAACAUGUCGUCACGUGUAAGUCUUAACGACAGGUAUUGUCAAAGGUCAAACAUGUUGUCACGUGUAAGUCUUAACGACAGGUAAGACAGGUAUUGUCAAGGUGAAACAUGUCAUCAUGUGUAAGUCUUAACGGCAGGUAUUGUCAGAGGAGAAACAUGUCAUCACGUAUAAGUCUUAACGAUAGGUAUUGUCAAAGGUGAAACAUGUCGUCACGUGCAAGUCUUAAUGGCAGGUAUUGUCAAAGGUCAAACAUGUUGUCACGUGUAAGUCUUAACGACAGGUAUUGUCAAAGGUCAAACAUGUUGUCACGUGUAAGUCUUAACGACAGGUAAGACAGGUAUUGUCAAGGUGAAACAUGUCAUCACGUGUAAGUCUUAAUGGCAGGUAUUGUCAAAGGUGAAACAUGUCAUCACGUGUAAGUCUUAACGACAGGUGUUGUCAAAGGUGAAACAUGUUGUCACAUGUAAGUCUUAACGACAGGUAUGACAGGUAUUGUCAAAGGUGAAACAUGUUGUCAUGUGUAAGUCUUAACGACAGGUAUUGUCAAGGUGAAACAUGUCAUCAUGUGUAAGUCUUAAUGGCAGGUAUUGUCAGAGGAGAAACAUGUCAUCACGUAUAAGUCUUAACAAUAGGUAUUGUCAAAGGUGAAACAUGUCGUCACGUGUAAGUCUUAAUGGCAGGUAUUGUCAAAGGUGAAACGUUGUCACGUGUAAGUCUUAACGACAGGUAUUGUCAAGGUGAAACAUGUCGUCACGUGUAAGUCUUAAUGACAAAAGGAAAUACCUGUAAAACAAUAGGUGAAACGUGAUGACAUGUAAAUCUUAACGAUAGGUUUGACACAUUGGCAAGCCCACAGGUGAAACUGGGGAAAUAUGUGUAAAAAUAUGAUGAAACGUAAGGAAAUACAGGUAAAAUGGGGAAAUAAAGGGAAAUUAUGGGAAAAUACAGACAUAACAUGAGAAAUAAUAAAGCAGAGCAUUGUAAAAUUUAAUCAGAUGUAUAUUUUUGUGUGUGUUACUUUAAUGCAAUUUGUUACUUUAAAAAAUUUUUAUUAUUACUAUUACUUUAAAGAACUUGUACUGGUAAAAAAAUGAAAAUAUUUCUGUUAAGAAGGACAUUUUUGUGUAUUAAUGUAAUGUUCUUUUACUUACAUCAUUUGCAUAAAUUAAAAAUACUUUAAUAUUGAUGUCCAUUUUUAUCAGUUCUACCUGCUAUAAGGGAUACCCUUUGUAAUGACAAGUUCAGACAUUUUACAACUGCCAUACUUUCAAAUGUUUUGGUUUACUCUUUAUGAUUGGAAAAUAUUACAUUUUGUGGUAUGUGCUGUCCUGUUUGUGUGAAAGUACAUAUAAAAGAUGCCUUACUGCUGUUCUUACUGCUGUAUCCUUUGUGAUAACAGUAGGUUUCUUUUCUCUUAAAUGAAGUGUCACAAUUAGACAUGUUAAAUCGAUAGUUUAAAUUGUGCUCAAAUAUUGUCGAACAAGCAUUAUUUUCUUUUCAUAUUUGAACUCUAUAUCAAAACCACCUGCUCACAAAGAAUACUUGUCAUUUAUUAAGGUGACCGUUAUAUUCAGGCUUGACUGUUGUAUGCAGUUCUGUUUAUUAAUUAUUCAGUUGCUCACAUAUAUGAAUUUGUUUUUCUCCCUCCAUUCGGAAAUAAAAUGAUUUUGCUAUAUGGUGUCAUGUUGUUUGUCUGGGUUUUUUUGCUUGUUGGUAUGGUCUUCGUAUGACU
Gigantopelta aegis is the source of this 2492-nucleotide messenger RNA. Its product is annotated as filamin-A-like. The record is from RefSeq and is a predicted model, not a curated record. Lineage: Eukaryota; Metazoa; Mollusca; Gastropoda; Neomphalida; Peltospiridae. Gene Ontology annotation, biological process: actin cytoskeleton organization. The coding region runs from base 1 to 681 and encodes 226 amino acids. The transcript has 6 exons. Gene Ontology annotation, molecular function: actin filament binding.